AUGGAAGCGACCGACUCUGGGAACGGUGAAAGACGAUGUCAAGCUCCCAUCACCUGUGUUCAUCAGCCAGAUCCAGGGAUUCCAGGGAGGUCUGCACGAGUGGCAGCAGGAAGGUUGCCAAGACUUGAGGCAGUAGAGGCAACAGAGCCAGUAGUGGCGCUGGUCCAGAGGAAACCUUCUUCCAGACUCGGCCGCCAUUUGACGACGCCGCCGCGAACACCGCGGCACGGUGGCAACAGGAAUCCCAAGACUGAGGAGAGCCUGGAGCCAGCUGAGGACGUGGCAACUCCAGACCCAGUCUCGCGCAAAAGAGAGAUUGGACAUGACCAGGCUGCUCAGAAGCCCUUUGCAACCACGACUAGCUGUUCGCAGAGGGGCACGGCAUUUGUCGAUGUCGAGAUGUCAGAGGUCGAUGAAGAGCUUCUCACAGACCUCACCCAAGAGUUGGACAGCUUGGAACGAAGUGUGGACUUGUACUUCCCUCAGCAGCUCGAAGAAGUGGAUGGAGUCUUCCGCGAGAUGCAGGAGCUGCGUUUGAAGGCAGCGAAUUCAGCCAACACUCCACUGCUGGCGGAACAGGGUGGUGGAGCAUUGCUUUGGGCAAAGUCCUCCUCUGCUGUGCAGGCGAGUCAUUGGGUAGCUGCUGGCGCAGAGGCUGCUGCUAAGACCUUCCGCACCCUUGCACAAUUGGAAGCUGUGCCAAGCCAGGUGCCUGUGGUUGCCGAGGAGGCUCCUAUGCCAUGCCAUUUGAGAGGAGAACCUGUGUGCGUCCAUCUGUGCCAAGACGAGGAAGCCUUGAAUGCCAUUGUGCAAGCGCGAAUUGCAGAAGUCACGAGGUGCUUCUCCGGCCAAAGUGGCUGGCCAGAGCGUCUGCAUGCAACAGUGGAGUUAAAACUGCUCCAAGAGGUCCGUGCCGUCCAAGAGAAUUUGGCGGAAGCACGGCGACAAAGACAGCGCCGUCAGGAGCUGCUUUUAGAGGCAGCCAGAGCUAUCCUGGAAGACUUUGGACGUGGUUUUAGUCCGACACAGGCCCGAGCUCGCUCUCCUUCCACCUCAUCGGAUGGCAGCACUGAAACACUCUUGUGUGCCCAUCACGGCUGAAAACCUCUCACGCAAGAGACGACGCGAGC
Cladocopium goreaui is the source of this 1130-nucleotide messenger RNA. The record is from the annotation of a GenBank genome assembly. Lineage: Eukaryota; Dinophyceae; Suessiales; Symbiodiniaceae.